CACCCCCGGUUUCCCUGAUAAACCAGACUGAACCCGGCCCCGACAACGGACAGGUUCAUGCUUUUUUGGUUUCAGUCCUUCUUUCUGGCUCUGUUUCCUCUCUCUCCCACUCACACACACACUCUCUCUCACUCUCUCUCACUCUCUCUCUCUCUCUCUCCCACACAUACACAAACAAACAUCUUACGUCUUUUUUUCCAACACCACACUCCAGGAAAGGUUGUCGCAAAGACCGAAGAACGUCAGUCACAAUGGCGGAAAUCAGCGACGCCGAGCUCCGCGAGAUCUACGACUUUGCCGUCCAAGUGGGCAAAGAAGCCGGGGACCUGCUCAUGACGGCCGCCAAGUCGAGAUGGGCGACCGGAGGACAGCAGCAGGCCUUUACAGAGAAGGACAACUCGGUGGACUUGGUGACCAAGACAGAUACAGAAGUCGAGGCCUUCAUCCGCACAUCUGUCGCAAACAAGUACCCUGGUCACAACUUCCUCGGCGAAGAAACAUAUUCGGCCGGCGCAUCUCGCGACUACCUCGUCGACGACAGGCCGACUUGGAUCGUCGACCCCCUCGACGGCACCGUCAACUUCACCCAUCUCUUCCCCAUGUUCUGCGUCUCCAUUGGCUUCGCCGUGAAAGGGAAGCCCGUCAUCGGCGUCAUCAACGCGCCCUUUUUGAACCAGACCUUCUCCUCCUGCAAGGGACACGGCGCGUGGAUGAACGAGACACAGAGACUACCUCUCGUCCUGAGCCCGCUGCCGGCCAAUGCGCCGAGCGGAUGCGUCUUCUCAUGCGAGUGGGGAAAGGACCGCCGGGACACGCCCGACGGCAACAUGCACCGCAAGGUCGAGAGCUUCAUGAACAUGGCUGCUGAGCGUGGGGGAAGAGGCGGAAAGGGCGGCAUGGUGCACGGCAUGAGGAGCCUGGGGAGUGCCACUUUGGAUCUGGCCUACACAGCCAUGGGGUCCUUCGAUAUCUGGUGGGAGGGUGGUUGCUGGGAGUGGGACGUCGCUGCUGGAUUCGCCAUCCUCGAGGAGGCCGGGGGUUUGGUGACGGUGGCAAACCCCCCAGAAGAUACGAGCAUCAUUCCCGAGGCGAAGCUGGGCGGCAGGCUCUAUCUUGCCAUCCGGCCCGCGGGACCCACCGACACAGAGACGGGACGCGAAGCGCAAGAGAGAGUUGUGCGGGAGACGUGGAAGCGCGUAAGACACCUGGAAUACUCGAGACCCGGAGCGUAGAGCUUGUAUACAGAAGUAGAAGAAGUACAAGACGUAGAGGAAGCAAGCCAAAUGAUAAGUCAAAUGAGAAGAAUAAGAGGAAACAAAACAAGUUAGGGGAAACGCACGCUCCGGUUUAGAGAUCAGCUCUAGCUUGCUCUCCAGCCCACGCUCUGCGGAUGAUUUCGCGGAUCUUGGUCUUUUCAAGGGCCCGAGGGUUCCAAUACGGAGUGUCCAAAGCGAUGUCUGCGACGCGAUCAAUGUCCGCCUCUUGCAUCCCAAUGUUCUUGAGCCCGACGGGUAUCUCCAGAAGGCGGAGCAGCUCGUUGAGGCCAGCCACAAUGCCUUCGACCGAGUCCUCGGUGCUCUGCGCGAGAGCGGAAGAUAGCCUGGCCCUGGUGUCCCCGGAGAACGACUGCGCGUUGUACGCGAUGCUGUGGGGUAGAAAGAUGGAAUGCGUCUCGGCGUGAGGAAGGCCCAGAGUGCCGCCCGCCGCGUGGGCCAGCUUGUGCUGCAACGCAAUCCCUGUCGCCGUCGCCAUCAUGCCGGCCAGGAAGGCGCCGUAGAGGGCCGACGUGCGCGCCUCGACCGACAAGGGGUUGGAGACGAUGGCGGGCAAGGCGCCCGACAAGGCCCUGAUGGACUCGAGAGCGAAGUGGUCCGUCAGCGGGCUGGCCUGCCGCGAGUACAGCGCCUCAAACGAAUGCGCCAUGGCGUUGAUGCCGCUCGGGGCGGCCACUUUGGCGGGCAGGUCCAUGGUCAGCUCGACAUCGUAGAUGACGACCUUGGGCAGUAUCCUGGGGUCGGUCGUCGACGUCUUCUUGCCGUCCUUGGUCUCCCCGAUGAUGGGCGUCAUCUCCGAGCCGGAGUAUGUCGUCGGGAUGGCCACCUGCGGCAUCCCGGUGCGAAGCGCAACCGAUUUGCCUAGACCGACUGCACUGCCGCCCCCGACCGAGACGAGCACAUCCCGAUCCUCGGCACGGCGCACGGCAGGGCCGAUGAUGUCGCUGGGGUUGUGCACUUUGGCCGUGUCGAGGAUCUCAACGUCGGUGAAUCCUGCCUCGCUCAGGCCGUCCUGAAUUCUUCGGGCGAGAGACGCACGCGAUGGCGAGCAGAUGAUGAGCGGCUUCGAGAGGCCUCGAGCCCGAAGCUCGCCACUCAGUUCAUUGACUGUGCCCGGGCCGAAAAAGACCUUGGGCGUGGUGAUGCCAAAGACGAACGGGUUGAUGGUGUCCAUUACGGGCAGGUGCAGGGUGAGUAUCUGUAUAUAUGCGUGUGCGUGCUGGGUUUCUCCGAAAUGAUGUUUGCCAAAAAAGCAAACAAAAGACAGAGACAAGAAUCACCGGUCAAGGUGCUUAGUUGUGUCAUCGGCGGGGGCGGGGUCCGACCGGUUUUCGGACCCGGCGGCAGCGCCCGGCAGUCAACUAGCCGGUCGGGAAGUGGAU
Molecule: messenger RNA, 2656 nt
Organism: Colletotrichum destructivum
Lineage: Eukaryota; Fungi; Ascomycota; Sordariomycetes; Glomerellales; Glomerellaceae
Product: Putative inositol monophosphatase
Exons: 7
Coding region: 252-1232 (326 amino acids)
Biological process (GO): phosphatidylinositol phosphate biosynthetic process; inositol metabolic process; signal transduction
Molecular function (GO): inositol monophosphate 1-phosphatase activity
Source: RefSeq, a predicted model, not a curated record